CUAAGGCAUAUUUUCACUACUCGACGCGCGGUAUUACUGAUUCCUGAUUUUUGCCGACUUCGACAGCAACGCACUGCCAAAGAGAAAGAGACAUGACUGAUCCUAGCAAGCUUUACGUAGCCGUGGUAUGCUCUUCGAACAUGAACCGUUCGAUGGAGGCACACAACUUCCUGGCCAAAAAGGGUUUCAACGUGCGCUCCUACGGAACCGGUGAGCGCGUCAAGCUGCCCGGCAUGGCGUUCGACAAGCCUAAUGUUUACGAGUUUGGCACCAGCUACGAGGACAUUUACUGCGACCUGGUGGGGAAGGAUAAGGACUUCUACACACAGAACGGUCUGCUGGACAUGCUGGACCGCAAUCGACGCAUUAAGAAGUGUCCGGAGCGCUUCCAGGAAACCAAAGAACAGUUUGACAUCAUCGUCACAGUGGAGGAGCGGGUCUACGACUUGGUGGUGCUACAUAUGGAGUCCAUGGACUCAGUGGACAACCGGCCUGUGCACGUUCUCAACGUGGAUGUGGUGGACAACGCCGAAGAUGCGCUAAUGGGUGCCUUCCUUAUCACGGACAUGAUUAACUUGAUGGCAAAGUCCACGGACUUGGACAACGACAUCGACGAAAUGAUCCAGGAAUUUGAAGAGCGGCGAAACCGAGUCAUUCUGCAUUCAGUACUCUUCUACUGACCACCGACGUCUGCUAACAGUUCGUGUCUAGCUCCAGCACCAACACCUAAAGUUCGUAGACUACCUGCGCUCCAGACGCGUUAUGUGGGACGUAGGGCUGCGAAUCACAGAUCCCGGAUUGGGAGCCUAGCAUAUAAGAACUCUGUAAAUAGAGAGGGGCCAGCGAAAACACAUACAGGCACAUACAACACAUGCACAAGCACAUCCAUAUCCGAUUCAAAAUCCACACUUCACCUGCAAGCUGCUGGCUCAUGAAUAUGAAAUUAACACACAACAAAUGACGACCAGUACAAGACACCGGCUCCGAAACUCUUUGUAUGUAGUAAGUGUACGUACCCGUAUUCAUUGUAGUUCCGGCCGUGGAGCCGCGUUCGUUCUGCUUGUCGAUUAGGUUUUAUCACUGGCUUUCGUUUUCCCCAGCUGGCAAUAGUGGCCGACCAUCUGACUACCCAUUCUCCCGCUCUCUUCGCCCGUUUCCGAUUCAUAUAAACAGAAAACUCGCAUCACACAAAUCCGUGCAUGUGUGAAUGAGCAUGCACACCAGAGAGCCAGUCAGGGGCGGAUCGGUAUUGGGUUUGGGCCCUCGUGGUCAGGGGCUUACGUUUUUUUACAUUUGUUUUUUAUAUUGUUCAGACAGGGCUAUUCGCCGGCCAUUCUCAUAGUUUAAUUUGGUAAAUGAAAACCACUGAGUCAUGUGCUAUAAGUUUUAAACAUUAGCCAAGGGCCGCAGCGGACGCUAGCUCACAAACUAAAUAAAACCAAGAGAAUAGAAUA
This is a messenger RNA of Drosophila eugracilis, 1454 nucleotides long. RefSeq names its product RNA polymerase II subunit A C-terminal domain phosphatase SSU72 (gene Ssu72). The transcript has 3 exons. Gene Ontology annotation, molecular function: RNA polymerase II CTD heptapeptide repeat phosphatase activity. Gene Ontology annotation, biological process: termination of RNA polymerase II transcription. Bases 93 to 680 code for a protein of 195 amino acids. NCBI's taxonomy places the organism in Eukaryota, Metazoa, Arthropoda, Insecta, Diptera, Drosophilidae. Gene Ontology annotation, cellular component: nucleus; mRNA cleavage and polyadenylation specificity factor complex. The record is from RefSeq and is a predicted model, not a curated record.